Molecule: messenger RNA, 794 nt
Organism: Balearica regulorum gibbericeps (East African grey crowned-crane)
Lineage: Eukaryota; Metazoa; Chordata; Aves; Gruiformes; Gruidae
Source: RefSeq, a predicted model, not a curated record
UACAUCCUAUUUCUUUUAUUCUCUUUCAGGUUAUUCCAAUCUGACCACCACACAGACGUCAUUAUUUUAAUGUUGAAUACUCAGACAAGGGUGCCAUGGAUGUAAAAGAAAGGAAACCGUAUCGAUCUCUGACUCGGCGCCGCGACACUGAACGCCGCUACACCAGCUCUUCAGCCGAGAGUGAGGACAGCAAGGUACCCCAGAAGUCCUACAGCUCCAGCGAGACGCUGAAGGCUUAUGAUCAAGACUCUAGGUUGACCUAUAGCAAUCGGGUCAAAGACAUGGUGCACCAGGAGGCCGAUGAAUUCUGCCGAGCAGGAGCCAACUUCUCUUUGCGAGAGCUGGGUCUUGAAGAUGUGACACCCACACAUGGGACUUUGUACCGGACUGAUAUCGGGCUGCCUCACUGUGGCUACUCCAUCAGCGCCGGCUCGGAUGCUGACACGGAGGCAGAUGUGGUCAUGUCACCCGAGCACCCCGUGAGGCUCUGGGGACGCAACACCAAGUCCGGACGCAGCUCCUGCUUGUCAAGCCGGGCCAACUCCAACCUCACCCUCACCGACACGGAGCACGAGAAUACCGAAACUGGUAAGUGAUGACAGUGCAUGCGAUGUUCAGCCUUGAGCUCUAUCAGGAAUGCCUCUUCUUAUCACUCCACCUUAAUUUUAGGUUUUGUGUUGUGGGGUUUUGGGUUUUUUUCAGACUCAGUGAAAACACUCUUCUAAUAGCCCCAUGUCAUGGCCUUUUGUACUGUCCUACAGAGUGUUUGUUAAUAAACUGCUGGAGAAGCUCCU